This is a messenger RNA of Zygotorulaspora mrakii, 990 nucleotides long. It is a transcript of the gene THI80, whose product is annotated as thiamine diphosphokinase. The transcript has a single exon. The coding region runs from base 1 to 990 and encodes 329 amino acids. Gene Ontology annotation, molecular function: ATP binding; thiamine binding; thiamine diphosphokinase activity. The record is from RefSeq and is a predicted model, not a curated record. Lineage: Eukaryota; Fungi; Ascomycota; Saccharomycetes; Saccharomycetales; Saccharomycetaceae. Gene Ontology annotation, biological process: thiamine metabolic process; thiamine diphosphate biosynthetic process.
AUGUUGAAUAAAGUCAGCAAUACUUCAGGAGCUCUGAACACAAGUAUCAGAAUGGCUGAAUGGUGUAUAGAAAAUGAAGACAGGAUAGAUGUUUCAGCGACUCAGUCAAAAUAUUCUCGUACGGUAAAUCUGGAAGAUUAUGUAAAUCCUCCUAAAAGUGAAAAAGCAGCACUCUUAAUACUGAAUCAAGCAAUUGGCACACCGAAUUUAUUCCUCAAACUAUGGAAUAAAUAUCCAUUAAGAGUCUGUGCUGAUGGUGGUGCCAACCGUCUUUACGAACUUUUUGAAAAGAAUGAGGAUGCAAGAUCAAAAUAUUUACCUGACUACAUAAUCGGCGAUUUUGAUUCCUUAAAACCUCACGUAGGGGAAUACUACCAGAAAUCAGGAGUACCGCUUAUCAAACAAGAGACACAAUAUUCAACAGAUUUUUCAAAAUGUUUGUGCUUGAUAGCGCUACAUAUCUAUUCAGGCAGCUUUAGAGACAAAAUAGUUAACCAACAAACAAUUGAAGCUUAUUCGGGAAUUCACGAUCUAUAUGAUGCCAUGCUCAAAGAUUCAAAUAUCAUAAUCCCCAAAAGUAUAAGGCUACUGGCUAUUGGUGCUAUAGACGGAAGAUUUGACCAAACGAUUCAUUCUAUAACUCAAUUGUACCAAUUAUCAGUUAAAGAGAGCCUAUUCAAUCUAUGUUACUUGAGUGCCACAGAUCUCAUUUUUCUAAUAUCGCCCGGAGGAGUACUGAUUGAGUACUCAAAGAAAUUUCGAGAUGAAUGUAUUGGAUGUUGUGGUCUCUUGCCCCUGGGGGGGCCUACAGAGAUUUAUGAGACUCGUGGUCUGAAAUGGGAUGUUGGAAAUUGGUACACAAGCAUAGCAUCUGGCAAGGUAAGCAGCAGCAAUCGGUUUUCAGGAAUUGAUAAAUGUUUUGUGGAUUGCAAAGAAGGCAUUGUUAUGAACAUUGAAGUAUUUACUGAUAAACUAUACAACUAUAUAUAG